CACUCUUCAGCAAAUGCUUCUUUGAAAAAGGCAAAGGUGGCAUUGGCCAAUGUGGGAAGUUGUCGGUUGCCUCGAGUCUUGGCCAUCUUGUUGGUCUGAUUGAGGGAAACCCAGCGCAUUGCCAAUCCGGUCAUGGUGUCUGACAUUUCUUUGCUUGCCAUGAUGGUCGAUACCUGGACGAUGUCAGUGGCAGAAACGACGGUAAAAGCACACAACCCACAGCUUGAUCCCAGUCUCGAGCCUGCUCCACUCUACUAUUAUCUCGCUGGCCAGAAGUGGAGCUCGUCAAUGUUUGUGCUUGCAUGAAUCGAAGAUCCUACACCAGAGUGGGUCAGCGUCUCUUCGUGAAUCGGUAGAACACAAGAUUCAUGCAGAAAUGCACUCACCUGAAUCAUCUUCAUCAUGGUCGCCUGGUUGUGAAACAAAGCGUCAAUAUGGGGACCACCAGAGAUGACUGGGCGAACAAAGUAUGCAGUCUUGGUGAUGUCGACUUCGGGAUCUUUUCAUUGUCAGUCAACUUCAACAUUGCACGGCAUCUUUCAAUCGCCAAUGUCACACAUCGGCAGUUGCAGACCUUCCUGAGAAUGACUUACCCGGCAAAUUCUCAUCGACUCCAGCGCCAGAGCGACGACGAGCUGUAGGCGAAGUGGACAUUUUGAGACAAACAGCACCCCUUGUGAUACAGCUAUGUAUUUGAUAAAAGCACCGUGGAGCAAGGUGUUUGGAAGCGAAGGAAGCCCACGAAGCUCGGUGGGUGAGAAGCAAGGAAUGAGUGAGUGAGAAAGAAAAAGAUUGUGCCUCUGUGUUUACAUCUUGGCCACAAAAAUCCUCCAAAAGCUUCUAAUUCUGCCAGACACUGGGGCUGGUGAGGCAGAAUCCUCCGCUUUUCCUCGAUCCCGUCGUUGCCUAGCUCGAUCAUCUUCUCUUUUCGACCACACCUACUCGAGAAUUUGAGAGAAAAUUUAUGAUAUUGUCCGCCAUAUUUUGUGGGAAAUUCCAGGCUGCGGCGCGUUCAGAUCAAAAGACUCUGCUGUCCUCUUCAACCUCCACAGUGCCACAAUUUCUCACUUAUUCUCUCUGUUACCCGCUCUAUCACUACCUCGACGUUGAUAGACUUGCUCUUACUUCAAGAUGCCACCAAAGGGGCAAGUGCGGCUUAGGCCACUGGCUUCCGGCACCGACAUUUCGCUUUCAGAUCUCCUCAAUCGUCUCGACAAUGAUCCCAACGAUGAAUUCGCCUUACGUGAUUUCGAAGAGAUUUUUGGCGAUGUUGAAGCAGAUGAAGGCUUUCGUUCCUCCAGUGCCAGCCUUCAGUCCCGGCAAGAUCGCCAUUUGAAGCGAUUUGUCAAGGUCAUGCGAAUCAAGAACUUUCGGGAUACACUCUAUGGUGCACUGUCUGAUGAUGAUGUUAUUGCACGAGAAGUAACGGAUGCCACCAAAGAAGAUGUCAUCAAAAAUUUGAGAUUGUACCUCCGCGCCGAAGUUCGACUCAUGAAGCCCCGUGGCACCGUUGAUCAGCGUCCUCGAUACCAGAGUCUGCUUCAAUGUCGAGAAAGCAUGCUCUUUUGGAUCUUGCGUCAGAUGGGUGAACGAGCCCCUUACCGCUGGCAACUGAUCAAUGCCUCGAAUGAAACUUUGCAGCGUAUUGGUCGAGAGCUAGGUCUCAAUCGGCAGCGCAGUGUGAAGUCUUACUUUGGCCGUCUGGAACUCGCACAACUCAUUGAUUUUGAUACCCUCCAAUCACCAUAUCUACCUGUCACAGAAAGCCAUCACUUGGCGUGGUGCUUGGGUUGCGUUUGCGGUAUACGACCGGGAUCAAUUGGUUGGUCGAGGCAUCACAAGGACCAAUUUCUCUCCUUCGGAGAUGUGGAGAUCCUCCGCGGCAGGGAUCCUGGAGAAUUUCAUGCAAGAAUCAAUUUCCGGUUUCUUAAAGGCAAUCGCGACAGCCUUGAGAUCGAAACAGGAUUGAAGUUCGCUGUCAACGGCGCGACAACGACCGAUCUGCUUCCAAUGUCUAUUCCUCAUCGCAUCCUCGUUAUCCUGCUUCGACGGAAUGGACUCAAAGACCAUUCGACCCUUGAGUCGCUACUUUCUGGACGUGAGCGAUUCAUCUCAAUCAAGGACGAGAUGCUGCCGAAACCAGUCUGUCGAGCUGGCGGCCCGCGAGGCUUGUCCAUCACAGAGGAAGCUUUGGGUGCGGAUAGCAUGAGUCAGUAUCUUCAGCAACACGCAAUGCAAGCUGGCUAUCCGAGCAACAUUACCAUGUACGCUUGGCGCCGCAAGGCUGGCUCUCAGUGGAGUCGUACGCAAGGCUCUGAGAAAGCAAAGGCAAUGAUGGGUCACGACACCAGAAGUACGACUCUCGAAAAGUAUUACGACCAAGGGCUUUUCGACACUCCUGUUUUCGAGUUAGCCAUGAGGGGAGACACCAAUCUGGCUGCAGCCACUCUUGAUGAAGAUUCUUCGGAGAUUCUCAUGCGUAUGAUUGACAACAAGCGAGUCAAGGGCGCAUAUCUAGCCAGGCGUGUCCAAGAGAUUCUCGAAGGAAACGAAGAGUAUGAGAAGGCAGUCGAGGAGAAUAAUGUUCGAGUGAUCAACAACAUCAAGCGUCGGGCCAUCAAGCUUGCGUCCAAAAUUCUCCAUGACCAGCAAAAGAAGGAUCACGACGCCACCAUGACUGUGGAAGAGUUUGAGCGACGUAAAGAGACGGUCGCAGAUCCUACUGGUCUCGCUCAACUGAUUCGUGAGAGGACCAGGGUAGCUAUGCGAGGUGGAGUGGUAUCCGUCGGAGUUGGAAUGCAGCCCGAGACCAGUGCAAGCGCUAUUGUGGCCGCUCAUGGAUCUACAACGCAAGGUGCAGCUAGGGACCCUGGAGCACGGCCGGCGGGACAGCCUCCUGGACGAGAAAUAGGCCAUGGUGCUGGUCCAGCAACGCUUGGAACCCCUCGUGGACCAUCCAUGGCAACAGAUGAUCCUGAAUUCAAUGAGUUGUUGCAAGAUCAAGAUCUCACUGCUGAUGACCUCCACGACGCUGAAGAUGAUUUUGGUGCAGCAGAUCAAGGAGAAGCUGGGAUUCCAGUGGAUGUUGAUGGACAAGAUCAGUAUGGCGAUGUCGUUGACGAGACACCUGAAGCAUUUGCUACAGCCGUCGAGGUUUUCAUGGCAUCCCUUGGACAGGAUAGGUUUGUGGAACGUGAUCCCAGCCAAGAAUUGAUCUGCGAGCUUUGUGCCGCCAGUCCUUAUGUCGGCGACGAGUUCAAAGAAAAGAUUUGGACAUCCAAGGCCAAGCUGCUGAACCACCAACUUGGUCGAGAACACAGUAAACAUGGCGAGGUUAUGAAGAAGUUGAAGUGGAAUCAAGACAAUUCGGCGGACGGAAAAUUCCACUGUCCAUAUGCAGGAUGCUCUGCAACAUACACCAACAUCAACAAGCUUACCGAACACAUUCGUACCAGUGGCCCUCCUUCCAAUGAUGUUCAAGAAGAGGCAGAUCGACAACAACUUCAACAGCACGACGACGAAAAACGUGCUGAUGGCUGGUAUGAUGACGACUUCGAAACAAGCAUGAAAGAAUCCAAGUCACAUAUUGUUCGCCAGAACCGUCGACGUGUCUAUGGCCUCGCAUAUUCAGACAUGGAAGAGCUGCCAGAGCCGGUUAAGAUCAAAAUCAACGUGUCCUACGAGGCUGUGCUCGGCGAUAUUGAGGGUGCGAGCAUGAAACAGAUUCCAGACCAGUACAAAGGUAUUAUAGCCUUUGGCGAUGAUCCAACAAUUCCACCGUACAAAGGUUGGCAAGAUCUCCCAGGACAGCCACACAGUGUAGUACUCGCACUUGGUGAUGACCCAGUCGCCCCAGAUUACGAACAUCCUAUGCCGGCAUCAGAUCGACCGAAGCACGGUCUCUUGGGCGGCGAUGAUGAUCCAAAGUUCAAACACCCCCACCAGGCCACUCCUCUUGAGUGAAAAUGAGCAAAGAGCACUAUUUGACCAUGUUCUGUGGAAGGAGCAGACAGUCAUUUCAUUGAAGUUUCCAGUACUCCGUACCUCGAAGCAUUGUCGCAGUGUGGCUCUACCGAAAGCCACGGAAUUAUCGUCCACCAUAGAAAUGGCUUGAACACGGACCAUAGCCGACAACUCCAUAGAUGAGAUCGAGUUCCUCAUCCUUUUCAAAUACAAAUUUCUCUAAUCACAAUUCCAUAAUCGCCCAGUACUAUUUUUGAG
This is a messenger RNA of Exophiala mesophila, 4221 nucleotides long. RefSeq lists its product as uncharacterized. Bases 1132 to 3963 code for a protein of 943 amino acids. The transcript is spliced from 4 exons. The record is from RefSeq and is a predicted model, not a curated record. NCBI's taxonomy places the organism in Eukaryota, Fungi, Ascomycota, Eurotiomycetes, Chaetothyriales, Herpotrichiellaceae.